This is a messenger RNA of Anolis carolinensis (green anole), 3062 nucleotides long. RefSeq names its product solute carrier family 22 member 6-A. The transcript has 10 exons. Gene Ontology annotation, molecular function: transmembrane transporter activity. Gene Ontology annotation, biological process: transmembrane transport. Bases 609 to 2297 code for a protein of 562 amino acids. Gene Ontology annotation, cellular component: membrane. Lineage: Eukaryota; Metazoa; Chordata; Lepidosauria; Squamata; Anolidae. The record is from RefSeq and is a predicted model, not a curated record.
AUAAUAAUAAUAAACAACUUUAUGUUUAUAUCCCGCCCCAUCUCCCCGAAGGGACUCAGGGCGGCUCACAACAGGGACAAACCCAACAACGACGCAAUGUAUUUGACAAAAACGUAAAACAUUUAGACAUCUGUGUUUAUGUAUUAGUAUUUCAGACCCUAAACCUGGUGUCCACAUCCCCUUGAGAGCAAACCAGUCCUGGCAGGCUCACAAAGGGAGUUAAUCCCUAACGUGGUUGUGUGAAUAAUACACCCAAACACGUGGCAAAGGGUCACGAAGGACCACGUCUCUCCGUCUGAGGCUGACCUCUGGGCCCAGAGAGGCUCCCGGUGUUCACUUUCACCCCUUUUGCGCCCUUAAUGCGGUCACACUUUAACCAAUUGUGGACUUUAUAUACACCGGGAGCCCCAUCCCGACCUCUUCUGGAUCUUCUUACGGGACAGAGAAAAAGCCACACUGAUGUUGAGCAAGAUGGCCAAGCGAUGAUGUUCUGGUUUCACGGUGGACAACAAGACUCAUGUUAGUGGCGAAACCAUCAUCAUCAUUAUUGGUCUUUUCUUGAUAGAGCUUGGUCUUUCUUGAAGGCCACGUCUUUCUUGAAGGCCACCAUGAGCUUUGCAGAGCUUUUGGAGCACGUGGGGAGCAUGGGGCGCUUCCAGGUGGUCUACGUGACGUUGUUGUCGCUCCCGGUGUUGCUGAUGGCCAGCCACAUGAUGCUGCAGAACUUCACGGCGGCCCUGGGCGACCACCGCUGCGUGGUCCGCUACGAGGACGGCCCCGGGAACCGGAGCCUGGGAGAAGAGGAGCUCCUCGCCGUGGCCAUCCCGCGGGACGAACGGAGACGCCCCGAGCAGUGUCGCCGCUUCGUCCGGCACCAGUGGUGGCUCCUGAACGCCAGCAUCCUCAACGGGACCCACGGCGGGGCUCACAAUGUGACCCACCUGGAAACGGAGCCGUGCCGAGACGGAUGGGUUUACGACCGCAGCACCUUCUCCAAUACCUUCGUCAUGGAGUGGGACCUUGUUUGCUCUUCAAGGACCUUGAAAGAAAUGGCCCAGUCGAUCUACAUGGCUGGCGUCUUGGUUGGAGGCGUCAUCUUUGGUGGCCUUUCAGACAAGUUUGGACGCCGGUUGAUCCUGAUCUGGUCUUACCUGCAGCUGGCCGUCUCUGGGACCGUGACCGCCUUCUCCCCCAAUUUCAGUGUCUAUUGCGUCUUCCGCUUCCUGACGGGGAUGGCCUAUUCGGGGGUGGUCCUCAACUGCGUCUCUAUGAGCGUGGAAUGGACAGCGACCAGGACGCGGCCCAUCCUGGGGGCCCUGACCGGCUACUCCUACACCACGGGGCAGAUCCUCUUGGCGGGUCUGGCCUACCUCAUUCCAGAAUGGCGUCACUUGCAACUGGCCGUCUCUUUGCCGUAUUUUCUCUUCUUCUUCUACUCCUGGUGGUUUGCCGAAUCGGCCCGCUGGCUGGUGACCGCUUGCAAGCUAGACUGGGCCACCAAGGAGCUGAAGAGGGUGGCCCGGAUCAACGGGAAGCCUGAAGUGGCCGACAAGCUGACCAUUGAGUUCUUGAGGUCUCACAUGAAAGAAGAAAUGGCUUCUUUGAAAGCAAGCCAUUCCAUUUUGGACCUGGUGCGGACGCGCACCAUGCGCCGCAUUUCCUGCUGCUUAUCCUUUGUGUGGUUCUCCACCAGCUUCGCUUACUACGGACUGGUCAUGGACCUGCAGAACUUUGGUACUAACAUCUACUUGACCCUCCUCAUUUUUGGAGCCGUGGACUUCCCCGCCAAAUUGGUCUCGGUGUUCGGCAUCAGUUACGUCGGGCGCCGGCCGACCCAAGCGGCUUGCCUGAUCUUGGCUGGACUCACCAUCUUGGCCAAUAUCUUCAUCCCUCAAGAGAUGCCAACCGUGAGGACUGCCCUUGCCGUCUUUGGGAAAGGCUGCUUGUCUGCCUCAUUCAACUGCGUCUACUUAUACACCGGAGAACUUUACCCAACGGUGCUCAGGCAGACCGGCAUGGGACUGGGCAACACGAUGGCCCGCCUGGGGGGAAUGGUAGCCCCCUUGGUGAAGUUGUCCGGCGAGUUCAUCCCUUUCCUGCCCCCCUUGAUCUACGGAGCGGCCCCCAUUGUCUCUGGGGUCGCCGCAGCCUUCCUACCAGAGACACGCAACGUCCCUCUGCCGGAAACAAUAGAAGAGGUGGAGAGCAAAUCCCUGCAGCAGAAGGACAAGACGCAGCAAGAACCUCUCAACCAUCAAAUGCAGGCUCUGCUCCAGUCCACUAAACCCGAAACAUAACAAAUUCGCCAUCGAAAGGCAGAAGUAGCAAGCUGAUAUACCACGCUAAUGAGCCAAAGUUUUGAGUCCAGGGCUUUAGGCGCUACCAGCUGAAAGAUAUGGAUGGAUUACUGUGGAUUUAACUGGGAGAGGAAAAGCAUCAACACAGAUGGAUGCUAAUCAGAGGACAAUGAUAUUUGCUGUCUCUGUGCCCUUGGGCUUUACAAACUUUGCCUGGAAGGGAUGGUUGCAUUCAAAUAAUAAUAAUAAUAAUAAUAAUAAUAAUAAUAAUAAUAAUAAUAAUAAUAAUAAUAAUAAGGCCACCUUAUUGGGAUCUGCACGCAUUAUUUGCCGAUACAUUACACAGCCCUAGACACUUGGAAAGUGUCCGACGUGUGAUCCAAUACAACAUCUAGCAGAGUGUCUGCUGUGGACUCAUCUUGUUGUUUUUCAAAUAAUAAUAUCAAUAAUAAUAAUAAUAAUAAUAAUAAUAAUAAUAAUAAUAAUAAUAAUAAUAGACACUUGGGAAGAGUCUGGCGUGUGAUCCAAUACAACAGCCAGCAGAGUGUCUGCUGUGGACUCAAGACCUGGCUCUUUACUAGAGCUUUUAAUCUAUGUUAAUUUUAUUAAUAUUUGUAUGUAUGUAUUUUUAUCCUUUACAGUUUUAUCUUGUAAAUCGCCUAGAGCAUCAUGGAUGGAGGGCGAUUAAUAAGUAAUUAAAUGAUGAUGAUGAUGAUGAUGAUCUUGUUGUGCUUCAAAUAAUAAUAAUAAUAAUAACAACAACUA